AAAUCGUGGUGAAUUGAUUGUUUUAAAGCUGUUAUUGAUUUCUGUAAUGUCUCUAGAAUUACAUGAUUAUAGUUUAACUUUCAUUUUAAGCACCAAAAGAAUGUGCGCAUUGACGCAAAUAAAUAUCAUCAUGAGAUAGACACUUGAUGUUUGUUUGUUUUGUUUUGUUUUAGAUGUGGGCGCGCACUGGUCCUGGAUCAGUGUGAAUCACCAGGAGGAGGGGAUCUGCGGGGAUGUGAGGCGGUGUUAUCUUGCAGCAGGUCUCAAGUCUGUGCAGACUGAGACAGAAAAGAAGAGGGGGAAGAGGUCCCGAGGACAGGGUGGGCUGGGACUGUGGGUCCCUUUAUUUCUCGGAGAAGAAACGCAGGUGUGUGCCAACAAUGAGCGCCGUCAUGGGUUAAAGUGGCCCCCGGGAGCAAGGAGGGAACAAGCGGCGGCUUCGGUUCUGAAACGCUAUGAAGGCUCCGGCAUCCGAGGGUCCCCGGGCGCCACGGUGACAGCCAUGGAUCACUUUCUCCGGAGGAAGCGGGGCGGCCUGCUGAAGUCCCUGCUGAGUCUGUGUCUGGUCUUCGCGUCUUUCCUGAUGAUCCAGAAGCUGAAGCUAUCAGAGAAGUACAUGAGCAGGUGCGGCUCGGAGUGCUUCUCAAAGGAGAGGGUCGUCCAAAGCAACUUCUGGAGCACAGAGACCCCGGGUCCGGGCGACGACCAGGACCCGCAGCAGCAGCAGCAGGUGAGAGAGGCUCCGGGCUCCUGGGACGCACAGGUUCUCAACUGCAGCGAGGACGCCUCGGUGAAGAGCCAGGACUGGUUCCGACGCCUGGACCCGCGGUUCCACCAGUUCGUGCUGCACAGACACUGCAGGUACUUCCCCAUGCUCAUCAACCACCCGGAGAAGUGCGCGGACGGAGACGUGCACCUCCUCGUGGUCAUCAAGUCCGUCAUCGAGCAGCACGACCGGCGCGAGGCCGUGCGUAAAACCUGGGGCCGAGAGCUCACCGCGGACGGGAAGAAGAUCCGAACCCUGUUCCUGCUCGGAACCCCGACGGCGGACACCAAGAACCUCCAGAAGCUGAUCGAGUACGAGGACGUGAUCUACAAGGACAUCCUGCAGUGGGACUUCAUGGACACGUUCUUCAACCUGACCCUGAAGGAGGUCAACUUCCUCAAGUGGUUCCACAUCUACUGCCCCGGGGUGCGGUUCAUAUUCAAGGGGGACGACGACGUGUUCGUGAACACGCGCAACCUGCUGGAGCUCGUCCGCUUCAGGGUGGAGGAGCGCAGAGAGGCCGAGCUGUUCGUGGGGGACACCAUCUCCAAGGCCAUCCCCAUCCGCAACCGGCAGAGCAAAUACUACAUCCCCAAAGAGCUGUACGACCAGCCGUACCCGGCCUACGUCGGGGGCGGGGGGUUCCUCAUGUCCUCCCAGCUGGCCAGGAGGCUCCACGCGGCCUCGGAGGACGUGGAGCUGUACCCCAUAGACGACGUGUUCCUGGGGAUGUGCCUGAAGAAGCUCGGCGUGGCCCCGGAGAUGCACGCGGGCUUCAGGACCUUCGGCAUCACGCGGCACAAGGUGAGCCGCAUGAACAAGGAGCCGUGCUUCUACAAGGACCUCAUCGUGGUGCACAAGCUGAGCGCGCACGAGCUGCUCAGGAUGUGGAGCGUGGUGAACAACGAGGACCUGGUGUGCGCGCAAAGAGCGUCCGUAUAGGAGAC
This is a messenger RNA of Austrofundulus limnaeus, 1713 nucleotides long. RefSeq names its product UDP-GlcNAc:betaGal beta-1,3-N-acetylglucosaminyltransferase 7, like (gene b3gnt7l). The record is from RefSeq and is a predicted model, not a curated record. Lineage: Eukaryota; Metazoa; Chordata; Actinopteri; Cyprinodontiformes; Rivulidae. Gene Ontology annotation, cellular component: Golgi membrane. Gene Ontology annotation, biological process: protein O-linked glycosylation; poly-N-acetyllactosamine biosynthetic process. Gene Ontology annotation, molecular function: hexosyltransferase activity; UDP-glycosyltransferase activity.